Cryptococcus wingfieldii CBS 7118 is the source of this 1176-nucleotide messenger RNA. RefSeq lists its product as hypothetical. NCBI's taxonomy places the organism in Eukaryota, Fungi, Basidiomycota, Tremellomycetes, Tremellales, Cryptococcaceae. The transcript has 7 exons. The record is from RefSeq and is a predicted model, not a curated record. The coding region runs from base 1 to 1176 and encodes 391 amino acids.
AUGGUCUUUCCAUUCCGUGCCAAAACCGCCAACACUCCCCCGCCCCCUCCUCUCGCCACCGACAACAACAUGCCACCCCCUCAUCCUUCUGCCAUUGAAAACCAUGUUUCGCCAUCAACAGGUCCUCCACCCCGCUAUACUGCCGUCGUGCGCAGGGUCUACCCUUACACACUCAGACCUAUCGUGAUAUUUGUGUCGAUAGUGGGGUUCAUCUAUGGAAUCGCUCUGGGUGUAGAAAGUAUUAAAGGCAGGAACGAUGAUGGAGAAACGAGCAAAAUGAAGGUCUUCGAUAUCAUUGAGGCCAUAAUGUUCUUCGUCAUUGCGGGGACGGAGCUCUUUGUCCUUGCUGUGGCUAUCAUGCAAAGCCUCCAGCUGGCGAGGUUAUUCAUCGUCCUUGUUCCUGUGGGCGUUUUGGUCAACCUUGCAGUCAGCAUCGUGUCCAUCAUUGUGCACUUUACUCUCAAGUCUGACUUGAUCAGCCAAUGUGUGACGAAUGAGGAGGGCGAUUCUUUCAGCGACAGCUGGAGUGGCUCGUCUUUCAAUGUCACCAACACACAAGCCAACACUAUCUGUAACAAUUCGUGGAACCGCGGAACUUGGGGUGUCUUUGCUUGGUUGCUCAUCACUCUCGGUAUUUCUCUCCUAUUCGCAUCGACGUACUUUUCCUACUACCACCAACUCCUCGACCCCACCUCCGUUCGGGAGCGACAGAAUUACCGACAGAAUCAAAAUCAAGCCUUUCCCAUGCAGUCUAGCUACCCUCCCCCUCCGGACGGACAGCAAGCAUGGAUGGUGCCACCUUAUCCUGGGCCUCCCGCCCCCCCUGGUCACUACGCCAACAAUCCUCCUCCUCCUGCCGGGUACGAAAAAUCUGACUACCACCCCGGCGCCGAAUGGGCUCAGGGAGACUAUGCGCCUCCUGCAGGCGCGCCUCCCAGGGAAAGAGACAUUGGGGAGAACAGGGCUGAGGAGGAGGCUUGGGAUAGGGCUAGAUCACAGGGUGUCACGGCUCAUCUGACCGGACAUGGAUUUGCACCUAGGAGGAGCUCGGAUAGCUUGAAUGGAGGGUACGCGAUACCGAAUGCUGAGGAAGAUGAGGCGUGGGAGCGGGCGAGGAAUGAAGGUGUCACUUCGCAUUUGACGGGCAACAAGAGGAACGGAGAGAGAGAUGUAUGA